CCUAUCAAUCAGCUUCAGGACCAGCACGAGACCUCGUUACAUUGCAGGCUGCAUGCUAGCCGCCCCCCCGGCCUCCUCGGUACGUACUUCAGCGGCAAUUUUCCUCAAAUUGUACAGCAAGCACGUUCAUCAACCUGGCAGCGCGGUCGAGCUCCACCUACCCAGAACCAAGUUACGGUGCCAAACGAAACACCGCCGGGUGCAACGACCGCUCCGGCAGGCUAGCGCUACGACAAAAUGGUGGUACCCGGCGACACAGACCACGAGGGAUGCGCGCACGAUGCCUUCGUCAACUUCGGCAGUCGGAUAGCGAAUAAUGCUUCCAUCGGCACCCCGCAGAGUACGCUGUGCCUAGCGGCUCUCCGCAUUUACCUUCUCAACGAACAAAGCCACCGCCUAACCGCCUCGAAACGGCUGGAGUCUUCCUUGAACCUCAGCGCAGCUUCCUUGCAGACGUGUCGGCUGUGCCGAGAGACGGCAUCGUUCCAACUCCGGGUUGACGACCGCACGCCCCGGGGCGUGUGGGAGCCUAGGGGAGAAAAGCCCGGUAGUUACACAAACCGACGAGAACCUCCGCCCGGUGCACGUCCACGCGCUCGUAAUGCUCGUCCGUCCGGUUCAAGGGCCUCAAGAACCCGGCGGACGGCUCCACCCUGCUCGAAGAGGUCGGCGAUGGGCACCACCGGUCGUGUGCCGUCGAUGAAAAUAUCCAAGGUAUCGUGGGAGACGUCUUCUCCGGCUGAGCUUUUUUUCACCCCGGACAAUGCGGGGGCACUCCAUUGGCUAAUCGAGGUUAGGUUUGGGGAGAGCGUCAGCGUCAGCGUGGGCGGCAUCGUCUGGCCGGCCAACCUCCGACGACUAGCAAUAAAACCGUCGUUUGAGAUUCGCGACAUGGCGUGGCCGGUUCGGCUCGAACAGCUGGCGCUUGAAGGGCGCUUCGACCAGCCGAUCAACGAAGUAGAGUGGCCAGAAUCGCUGCAAGAGCUAACCUUCGGCUACCAUUUCAACCACCCGAUCGAUAACAUCGGCGAGAAGGCGACAGGCCUUCGGGAGCUCACGCUGGGGUGGAAUUUCGAUCAGAGCCUGGUUGGAGUAACGUUGCCGAAGAGCCUUGAGGUCCUUACCAUUGCUGGGGUGUACAACCGACCCCUGGAUGGGGUGAAGUUGCCGUCACUGCUCAGGAGCCUGACUGUUGGAGGCCUCUUUGAUCUCCCGCUAGUCUCCGCCCGUCUUCCCGAACGGCUCGAGAGCCUCCGACUCGGAUGGGCGUUUAACCAGCCGCUGUUGGCUUCUUGGCCGCCGAACCUGAAGACCCUUGCUCUCGGCUACCGCUUCAACCAACCGGUGGAGAGCGUCAGGCUCCCGCCGAGUCUUGAAGAGUUCGAGCUCGGAGUGUUCUCUCGGCAGCCCCUGAAGGGGCUUGCGUGGCCGGCUUCACUCAAGACCCUCACGGUGGGUCGUGCGUUCGAUCUCACCGGGGUUGUUUUGCCGGGGGGUGCUCGCGUAUGCCGCAGUGGGCACACGGCGUAUCAGGUGCAGCGCGGGGCCAAGAGGUAGUUGCCCGAACCUGCUGUUUCGAAGUAUGCCCCAAGGGCCUCAAAUUUUGUACAUAUAAUUGAUUCUGCGUGGUGGGUUGUACGUCGUCUGGCUUCCAAUGGAAGCAGCGGAAGCGCGGCUGAGCCGUCGGCGUAUAUUCCUUCGAGAUACUGCUGUGCAUAUUAACUUAUCUCGUGCUUCUUGUGUAUGCCUUUUCCACCCACGCCAUGCGUGUAAACUCCCGACACUGCUGUGCUUGGAUCCAUUGUUUGGGCAGCAGCUGUGACGCAACGAUAGUUGGCUGUGGACCGCAGAGGGAAAGCUUGUCCUUACUGUCGAUAGAGGUGCCGAUUCCAAAAGUAUCCGCGUUACUUGCUACUUGCAUCAAGCGAAUUAUGUUUAUGGACAGUAAGUCUUCGAUGGCGAACGCUGCGCUCUCGCUGGUCCGAUCGACGGUUGGUUGCGGGCAUCGCUGCCUGUUCUUUUUUCCAGUUUGGUCGUGACCCGCAGUUCAUCGCGUUGUUGAUGGAUGUACCGAAGUUUAUUGAACGCUGGGAUAUAUUUUUCCUUAUGGUUGCCGUUGUCUCCAUUCGAGCGAUGAAUAUAUGCGUUCUUUUGUGGCGGGUAUAUUGAACUGGUCGACGUAGAAUGCACCCGCCGGGGGCUUCUACUCCAUUUUGAGUUGUUCGCAUUCGUACAUUUCCUUUUCCGAGAUGUAUUCUGGUUUGUGCCCUGACGGGGGACUUGGUUUUUGCACCCAAAACUCCGGAUAGAACGAUGUCAAGGUCCCGGGGAGCUACCUUUUUUGCUGCAAGAGGAA
Ectocarpus sp. CCAP 1310/34 is the source of this 2356-nucleotide messenger RNA. Lineage: Eukaryota; Phaeophyceae; Ectocarpales; Ectocarpaceae. The record is from the annotation of a GenBank genome assembly.